Messenger RNA from Trichosurus vulpecula (common brushtail), 900 nucleotides. Its product is annotated as olfactory receptor 10T2-like. Lineage: Eukaryota; Metazoa; Chordata; Mammalia; Diprotodontia; Phalangeridae. The record is from RefSeq and is a predicted model, not a curated record. Gene Ontology annotation, molecular function: G protein-coupled receptor activity; olfactory receptor activity. Gene Ontology annotation, biological process: G protein-coupled receptor signaling pathway. Gene Ontology annotation, cellular component: membrane.
AUGCAAAGAAUCAACCAAACCAUUAGGGUCACCAAGUUUAUCCUUGUGGGUUUCUCCAGCCUGGGUGAGUUACAGAUGCUACUCUUUGUGAUCUUCCUACUUCUCUACAUGACAAUCCUGUUGGCCAAUGCAGCCAUCAUGACUGUGAUCCGCUGCAGCAGGUCACUCCACACCCCUAUGUAUGGCUUCCUUUUCAUCCUCUCUUUUUCUGAAACCUGUUAUACCUUUGUCAUCAUCCCCCAGCUCCUGGACCACUUGCUCUCUGACACCAAGGCCAUCUCUUUUGUGGCCUGUGCCACCCAACUCUUCUUCUUUCUUGGCUUUGCAUGCACCAACUGCUUCCUCAUUGCUGUGAUGGGCUAUGACCGUUAUGUAGCCAUCUGCUUCCCCCUGAGAUACAUGAUCAUCAUGAACAAGAGGCUAGGGCUGGGACGAUUCUUCAUUGCCCUGGUGGCCACCAACCUGAUCUGUGACAUGCCCUUCUGUGGCCCCAACAGGGUUAAUCACUAUUUCUGUGACGUGGCACCUGAUCAUGUGAAGGAAUUAGCUCUAUUCAGCCUCAGCGUCCUGGUUAUUAUGGUUCCCUUUGUGCUAAUCCUAAUCUCCUAUGGCUUCAUUGUCAAAACCAUCCUUAGGAUACCAUCAGCUGAAGGGAAGCGUAAGGCAUUUGCUACCUGUGCCUCUCACCUCACUGUAGUCAUCGUCCACUAUGGAUGUGCAUCCGUUAUCUACCUCCGGCCCAAAUCCAAGUCUGCAUCAGACAAGGACCAGCUGGUGGCAGUGACCUAUACUGUAGUGACUCCCUUGCUCAACCCCCUUGUUUACAGCCUGAGGAAUCAAGAGGUGAAAGCAGCACUGAAAAGAGUCUUCUGGAGGCCAUCGCCUGCCAAGUUAAUCUAA